AUGUUUUCACAAGAUUCGUCGACAUCUUACCUGAAUUUGAAGUGUGCAGUACCAGCGUGCACAAAAAAAUUUAAUGUAGAAGAGCGUCAUUUUUUCCGAUUUCCGAAGGAACAUGAAAGAUGGUUGCAAUGGAUACGAGCAUGUGGAAGACUGGACUUAGAACCAAAAGGUCCAGAAUAUGCAUAUCACAAUUGUCGGUUGUGCCAUUUGCAUUUCGAAGAAAAAUGGUACAAAAUAAAUAAAAUGAGAACUCGUCUUCAUCCAGAUGCUAUAUCGACAAUAUUUUUUAAAUCUAAUAAAGAGGAAGAUAAGAAGAUGUAUUAUUUACCCAUUUUGCUGCAAUGA
Trachymyrmex cornetzi is the source of this 345-nucleotide messenger RNA. Its product is annotated as 52 kDa repressor of the inhibitor of the protein kinase-like. Gene Ontology annotation, molecular function: sequence-specific DNA binding. Lineage: Eukaryota; Metazoa; Arthropoda; Insecta; Hymenoptera; Formicidae. The transcript is spliced from 4 exons. Bases 1 to 345 code for a protein of 114 amino acids. The record is from RefSeq and is a predicted model, not a curated record.